Arachis stenosperma is the source of this 411-nucleotide messenger RNA. RefSeq lists its product as uncharacterized. Lineage: Eukaryota; Viridiplantae; Streptophyta; Magnoliopsida; Fabales; Fabaceae. The coding region runs from base 1 to 411 and encodes 136 amino acids. The transcript has a single exon. The record is from RefSeq and is a predicted model, not a curated record.
AUGAAAUAUGAUGGGACAAAGGACCCACAGGAGUACUUAACAGCCUUUGAGGCUAAGAUGAAUUUAGAAGGAGCUACCGACACUGUACAGUGCAGGGCCUUCCCCGUAAUCCUAUCUAGCCCCACCAUCAAAUGGUUCAACGUCCUCCCAAAUAGAUCUAUAGCUAGUUUCGACGACGUCUCCAGAAAGUUCAUGGCACAAUUUCCCACCUGGAUUUCAAAGACAAAACACCCAAUCAGCCUGCUUGGAGUCAUGCAAUGGCAAGACAAGCCCACGAGAAAGUACCUCGACACAUUUAACGACGAGUGCCUAACAAUCGACAGGCUCAUAAAUUUCGUGGCCAACCUCUAUUUGACAAACGGGCUUAUGAAUGAAGACUUCAGUAAGCACCUCACAACCAAAAUAGUCUAA